Molecule: messenger RNA, 1763 nt
Organism: Ziziphus jujuba (common jujube)
Lineage: Eukaryota; Viridiplantae; Streptophyta; Magnoliopsida; Rosales; Rhamnaceae
Product: alkane hydroxylase MAH1-like
Exons: 2
Coding region: 20-1576 (518 amino acids)
Molecular function (GO): heme binding; oxidoreductase activity, acting on paired donors, with incorporation or reduction of molecular oxygen; monooxygenase activity
Source: RefSeq, a predicted model, not a curated record
AAGAUCUCCAUAUAUCAGUAUGGCGCUGAUGCUUAUUGGGCACAUAGAGAUACUACCUGCACUUUUCUGCUUUCUUUUUCUUCUUCUAACACUUCGUUAUUGGACGAAUCACCGAAAUGCGGUCGUUCCCACCAACUGGUCUCUAGUUGGGAUGAUGCCGGGGCUUCUAAAAAAUGUGCCACGCAUCCAUGACUUUGCGACGGAGGCUCUCAAAAGCUGUAAGGGCACAAUGGAGUUCAAAGGCCCUUGGUUUGCUAACCAUGAUUUCUGGGUCACCAGUGAUCCUAUUAAUGUGCGUCACAUUUUGAACACGGGUUUCGCAAACUAUCCGAAAGGGCCUGAAUUCAAGAAGAUGUUCGAACCUUUUGGAGAUGGGAUUAUCAAUUCUGAUUCUGAUUUAUGGAGAAAUCGAAGAAGAAUGUAUCACAUGCUGAUCGGGCAGAGCAAGUAUGAAGCAUUUAUUGAGAAAACCAUCUUGGGAAAGGUGGUGGAUGGCCUAAUCCCACUUCUUGAUCAUGUCAUCCAAUCAGGAAUCCAGGUUGACUUACAGGAUGUGUUUCAGCGGCUCACAUUUGACAACAUAUGCUUGCUGGUUUUAGGCUUUGAUCCUCGUUGUCUUUCUACUGAAUUCCCUAAAGUUGCAUGUAAAAAGGCUUUUGAUGAUGUGGAAGAGAUUAUCUUUCAUCGUCACUUUAAGCCUGAAAGUUGGUGGAAAUUGCAGAGGUGGCUUCAAAUUGGUGGAGAGAAGAAGCUAAACGAAUCAUUGAAAGUGUUUGAUGAUUUCAUAUACAAAUGCAUAGCUUCAAAACGACAUCAACUUUGCAAAUUCGAAAUAAAAGACGAAGACAUGAACUUCGACAUGCUCACGACUUAUAUCAAAAAACAAGAAGAGAAGCAAGAACACAUUGGCGGCUUUUCGAAUUCCGACAAGUUUCUAAGGGACACAGCCCUCAAUCUCAUGGUGGCGGGAGGGGACACCAUAUCUGCUGGUCUAACUUGGUUUUUCUGGCUUGUUUCCACGCACCCACACGUGGAAGCUAAAAUUCUCGAAGAAAUGGAAGAAAAAUUAGGAGCAAAACUACAUCAUGAAAAAAAAUGCAGGGCAUUUUUCAGUGUAAAAGAGGUAAAUAAAUUAGUAUAUUUCCAAGCAGCAUUGUGUGAAACAUUGAGGCUAUACCCACCGAUACCGAUCAAUCACAGAGCCUCAUCUCAAGUUGAUACCCUCCCAAGUGGUCACCAUGUGAAGGCAAACCAGAAGGUUUUGCUUUUUUUCUUUGCGAUGGGUAGGAUGGAAGAGAUAUGGGGUAAAGAUUGCUUGGAGUUCAAGCCAGAGAGAUGGAUUAGUUCCGAUGGAGGGGGAUUGGUCAGCGUACCAACUUACAAGUUCACUGCCUACAAUGCAGGUCCACAAACUUGUCUGGGUAAGAAUAUGAGCUUGAUUGUGAUGAAAGUGGUUGCAGCCACUAUGUUAUGGAAUUACAGGGUUGAAGUGGCAGGGGGACUUCCAAUUUCUCCAAGUUUGUCAAUCGUACUUUAUAUGAAACAUGGUCUCAAAGUUAGUGUUUCGCAUAGAUAAGCAGUUUUUUUAUUUUUUAGAGAGGGCAUAGAUAAGCAGUUUGAUUGCAAAUUUCUUACUUUAUUUUUCUUUUGAAUUAGACUUAAAUAAGUGUUUGUAACCUAUAAACUUGGAGAGAGAGAGAGAGAGAGCACCUGUAUUGAAUUUGUAUGAGUGGCUUUAUUACUUUUCUUUGUCCAUUCAAAUC